GCUGCGGUUGUAAAUGGGUCAACAUUUAAAUGCCUUGUCUGUGCUCACUUUAUGUUUGUAAAUAUUUUCCCAUUCCCAGCAAAGGUUCCCUGUUCUUUUUGUAGGCAUAUAUGAGAUAAUACUUUCUUAGGAUGGUCAAAGGUAAAACUGCAGGUAUAGUUGGAGGCAAGGAAAACCUGAAGAAUAUCAAAGAAAAUAGUACCACGGUUCAAGAGGUUAAGAAAAGUAUGGAAGAUCAGAAAGAAAUUUCAGAUCCUCUUUCUCCAAGAAUCACAAAAUUCUUUCACACAACCCUGAAAGAAGUGGAUGAAAGAAGUCUACCCAAAAGAGCUCUUUUGAAGGAACCAAGCCCUCUUCUUCAGUCAGAUGGUGUAAUAGAUGUAUCAGCCCAGCACACAUUUAAUUGCAGCAAAAGUGACAGUAUACCCAACUCACAAUUGACUUCAAAGCAAAAUGAAGUUGAAGUGACAAUCCAAAGUGAUAAACCAGAAACAGCACCAGCUGCUGCAACAGCAGGGGUGAAGUCUAAGCAAGGCAUUCGGGGUAAGAAAGGUUUGAAGAAGUCAAGCAGUGUGGCAGACAGUCCAUCUCAACCAAGACCAAAGACAACAAAGAAGAAGAGAAGCACUACAGAAGUGAAAAGUCACAUGGUAACUGACUAUUUUCCUGUGAGAAGAAGUGAAAGAAGACCAAAGAAAGAGAUAAAGGAAGAAGAGCAGAAGCAUCUUCAUGAAGUUAUAUUGUCUGGAAAAGAAGAAGGUCUAAAGGUUGUGGACUUUGAGGGAAAAGGUCGAGGGGUGGUAGCAACCAAGCCAUUUAAAAGAGGCGAUUUUGUGGUGGAGUAUGCAGGGGACUUGAUAGACAUUGAGGAGGCUAAGAGAAGGGAUGCAAAAUAUGCCACAGAUUCCAAGUAUGGGUGCUACAUGUACUACUUUGUCUUCAAGAACAAAAAAUACUGUGUUGACGCCACAGCAGAAUCGGGUCGCCUUGGAAGGCUUCUGAAUCACAGCAGUAAAUCUGGGAACUGUACGACUAAACUUAUAGGUGUAAAUGACACACCACAUCUUAUACUGGUAGCUGCUGUAGACAUAGAAUGUGGGGAAGAAUUGACCUACGAUUAUGGAGAUAGGAGUAGAACCUCCAUAGAAGCACAUCCUUGGUUGAAGUCCUGAUAAUGACAUUUUCAAUAAAAUUUACAAAAUUUUCCGAAAUUUUGAGUAGUGGAUAGGUUACUCUUUUUCAAAGAAAAAAACAUCAGUAUUGUCAUAAGUGCACAGUCUUGCUAUGCUCAAAUAAACAUUUGAUGAAAGAAUUGCAGAUAAUACAUUUAGUGUAUGUACUUUUAAUGUCAGUGGUCAGUCAUUCUUCUCUCUUUGUGGGAAAGAAUCUCAAGAGAUUUUAAUUUUACAUUAGUUCUGCGAUGUCUGAUAUUUUAUUUAUAUCCAUUUUGACAUUUUAGAAGAAGUAAAGUUAAGUGUUAGUGCCUUUUUCUGUCAGAAAUUAACAUAUCUGAGUUGUGAACAUUUUCAGUGGGAUUCAUUGAAGAUAAUUACUUAAAUUUUGUAAAUAUAUUUAGCCCAACGAUUGAUGUAGUUUUAAAUAGUCAUAUCUUAUAAAAUUUCCAGUCUUACCAUUUGAA
Messenger RNA from Lingula anatina, 1639 nucleotides. Its product is annotated as N-lysine methyltransferase KMT5A. NCBI's taxonomy places the organism in Eukaryota, Metazoa, Brachiopoda, Lingulata, Lingulida, Lingulidae. Gene Ontology annotation, biological process: regulation of DNA damage response, signal transduction by p53 class mediator; regulation of transcription by RNA polymerase II. The record is from RefSeq and is a predicted model, not a curated record. Gene Ontology annotation, cellular component: nucleus; polytene chromosome. Gene Ontology annotation, molecular function: transcription regulator activity; protein binding; histone H4K20 methyltransferase activity.